ACAAUAAGGGGUUGACCAAACACCAGAGCGAUGGCAACCAUCAAGGGGGUCUCGGCUUUCAGUGCUGAGCAAGAAGCACAGGCACUAAGGAAGGCUAUGAAGGGAUUUGGCACAGAUGAAGAUGCCAUCAUCGAGACCUUGACCAAACUGAACGUUUCCCAACGUCAGCAAGUUCUGAUCACCUAUAAAAGCAGUAUUGGCAGGGAUUUGAUUGGUGACUUGAAGUCUGAGCUGAGUGGGAAUUUUGAAAGGGUGAUCGUUGGCAUGAUGACUCCCACCACCAUGUACGAUGUGCAUGAACUGAGAAGGGCUAUGAAGGGUGCAGGAACAGAUGAAGGUUGCCUGAUUGAAAUCCUGGCUUCUCGCACAAACGAAGAGAUUCGGCGCAUUAAUGAGAACUACAAACUUCAAUAUGGCUGUACCCUCGAGGAGGACAUUGUCUCUGACACAUCUUCCAUGUUUCGAAGAGUCCUUGUGUCCCUCGCGACAGGAAACAGAGAUGAGGGAACGUAUGUGGAUGAUGCCCUUGCUCAGCAAGAUGCUCAGUGCCUGUAUGAAGCUGGGGAGAAGAAGUGGGGAACAGAUGAGGUACAAUUUAUGGCCAUCCUCUGCACACGGAACAGAUACCACCUGCUGAGAGUUUUUGAUGCAUACAGAGGGAUUGCUAAUAAGGACAUAACCAACAGCAUUAAAUCUGAGAUGUCAGGAGACCUCGAAGAUGCUUUGUUAGCUGUGGUAAAGUGUGUGCGAAAUAAACCUGCAUAUUUUGCUGAAAGACUGUAUAAAUCCAUGAAGGGCUUGGGAACAGAUGACAACACGCUGAUCCGAGUGAUGGUGUCCCGCUCUGAAAUAGAUAUGCUGGAUAUCAGAAGGGAAUUCCUGACCAUGUAUGGGAAAUCACUCUACUCCUUCAUUAAGGGAGACUGCUCAGGAGACUACAGGAAGGUCCUGCUCAGACUCUGUGGUGGGGAGGACUGAAGGAGGCCUGGUGUAUUGCCUGGGUGAUGGGAAGCAGCUGAUCAUA
Messenger RNA from Eurypyga helias (sunbittern), 1024 nucleotides. RefSeq names its product annexin A4 (gene ANXA4). The transcript has 12 exons. Gene Ontology annotation, cellular component: cytoplasm. Lineage: Eukaryota; Metazoa; Chordata; Aves; Eurypygiformes; Eurypygidae. Gene Ontology annotation, molecular function: calcium ion binding; calcium-dependent phospholipid binding. The coding region runs from base 31 to 978 and encodes 315 amino acids. The record is from RefSeq and is a predicted model, not a curated record.